UAUGCGCUCAUCCGUUCCGCUGGCUGAGGGCUGAGAGAGGAGCGCUCAGGAGGAGAGUGUUAGGGAAACCAGCGACACGCCGCUGCUGUUUUCUCCAACAGAAAAAAAAAAAGGAAAAAAUGGACCGAAGUGUCAGGAGCUGCUUUUCCUCUUGCCAACACUCCUCCUUACUCCCGUUUACUUCCCCCUCUCUCUCUCUGUAAUGCCGUGUGUCUGCUGACUUCUCUCAUUGACUCACUCUCUGCUUCAGCUGGCUGACUGAGUGCCCUGACACUGGGACCACUACCUGCUGCCUGGGGAUUAAGCGCGCUAUGAAUACUCGGAGCCUAAUUUGUUGUUUUGGCUGCCAGUGAAUGUUGGAUCCCCAAAGAGGAGAAGCUGGAGCAUAAAUCCUUGCGGCCAGUACACUGGGAGCGCCUCUGGACUAAGACAACCCGGUAAAAAAAGAAACUGGAUGCUUGAGGAAGCAUAUAAAAGAGAGGCGACGAACCAGGGGACAGAAAGAAAAGGCUGGACAAGUUCUUUCUUGAAAGGCAGAAACAGAAGAAGCUAAAUCAACCUCAGUCUUACGAGGAUCAGGGAGCAAUGAAAACCUUUUCCUCUCAUUAUCUGGAUGGGAUUCUCUGUCAGGGUGCUGACACAAGGGAAGAAAUCCCAACAAAUCUCUGCCUCGAGCUUCUUGGUUGAUUUCUGAUCUCACACAGGUUUUUUCUCCUUUUCCUUUUCCACGAGUUCAUUCAUUUAGAGCGCCUCUGUGUUUUGCUGCUCAUCCGUGGCUGCUUGGGGGAGAAGACGGCUCUGCACUGACAGGUCGAGUGGGGAUUGCAAUCGUUCUCCUCUCCAACUUUUUCCCCCUCUGUCUCUCCGGCACUUCUUCUGUCCUGCUUUCAGCCCCAGCGCACCAGCAGGGUGGGGGGGCCAGCUGCUUGCCCGCUCCAUGAGACUGACCGGGAAUAAAGGUUAUUGAACCGAGGAGUGGCAGGCACGCCGGACAGAGGAAAAACAAACCGUCUCGGUGAACCCCGGGAGCAUAUGGUUUAGCGAACGGCGGCCAGCUGCUUUCCAGCCAUCCUGCUAAUCACGCCACAGCAGAUACAAGUUGCUCCGGUGACGGUGUCAGGUUUGGACGGAUCUUGCGUGCCGUGGUCGCAUAUCUCUUCAACGUGACAGCCAAAGGAGCCAGUCAAGUGGAUACAAAGAAGCAGUUGUGUUGAGUUGGAGGCGCGCUGGGCAAAUCGUUGCUCAGGGAAGCAGCUAACCUUUAUUGCCCCAACAGGCAACAGCAACAGGGAGGCUAAACAAGAUGCUCGGCUGUCACCUCUUAGGGAAAUACUUGUGACACAUGUUGUUGGUGAGCACCAGAGCUUGGCUUGGUGUGUAAAGGCUUUUGACAAAGAAAGGAGGGGGGAGUGCUCCAGGAGCCUGCAUCCCCAGACCCCUUUCACGUCCGUCUCGCUACCAGUCGGGGUCACUGGGAGGAAAGGAGAGGAUUCCAUUUGUGGAUUUACUGUCGGCCUGCUUGGAAGUUUUCUGUGUGGAUAUUUGACAAUUUAACACCCACAUCCUACCUACUGCACAAAUUUCUGGAUUAGGUGCAUCUCACACACAUACAUGCCAAAAGCACACUGACGCACAGUUACAAACACAUUAUCACCACCCACUUAAAUCCACACACAUGUUUGAACUGUAAGUAUAAACCACUUCACAGCACACACACACAUAGUCACAAAUUGAGAGCCCAUUAGUUUGUCUGCAGAAUGGAGGUAGUGUGGACAGGUGGGGGGCUGUAGGAGUCCAACACAGUCCCUGUCCCCCCUGUCUGUCCUCUUUCCCCAAAUGGAUGUUAUUAUCUCAAAAAAUGUGUUGCUUGGAAACCGCUGAAAACUUGCCGCUGCGAUUCUCUGACAGAAACGGUCACCGGGUCCUCGCCACGGUGCACAGUUGGAACCGCAGCUGAAACACCGGUCAUUACGCUGCUUUUUAUUUUUUUUUGCAUUUUUUAAAAUUAUUCAUCUUCAUCGUCUGUCCUCACCCCACCGCCAUCAUUUUUUCCAACGGGUCUUUGGGCACCCGCCGCCCUCCUCGUCCCAUCAUCUCCUCCACCCUGGAGGGGAGGGGGUCGUUGGAGUGGAGCAUGAGCGGGUGCCACUAUCCCUCGCCACCGCCACAGGAGCAGGACCGCCGGUACCAGCACAAGGUAUCCCUGGUGGUGCGCUACUUCAUGAUCCCCUGCAACAUCUGUCUGAUCCUGCUGGCCACAUCGACACUGGGCUUCGCCGUGCUCCUGUUCCUCAACAACUACAAACCACCUCACUUCACACCGGCCCAGCCUCCUGAUGGCUGCAGAGGGAUGUUGUGCGGCUUCGGUGCUGUAUGCGAGCGUGACCAGACUGACCCGGCCAAGGCUGAGUGUGUUUGCAAGAGAGUGGAUUGUCCAUCCUUGGUGGCGCCUGUCUGCGGCUCGGAUUCGUCCACCUACUCCAACGAGUGCGAGCUGGAGAAAGCCCAGUGCAACACACAAAGACGCAUCAAGGUUCUGCGCAAGGGGCCCUGCUCUCUGAAGGACCCCUGCACCGACGUGACCUGCAGCUACGGCAGCACCUGCAUCCAGUCGUCGGACGGUCUGUCCGCUAAGUGCAUGUGCCCCCUGGGCUGCGAGGGCAAGCGGGAGCAGGCGGUGUGUGGCAGCGACGGGAAGGAUUACCGCAACGAGUGCGAGCUCCACCAGUACGCCUGCAAGAACCAGAAGAACAUCCGAGUGCAGUACCAGGGCCACUGUGACCCAUGUAAAGACAGUGAGAACAGUCUGAACACAUUGUGCCUGGUGGAAGCUCUCACCCGUCAGCCGCUCCUCUUCGGCCUGCCGGAGUCGUGCCCCCCGGAUGAGCCUCUGUGCGCCAACGAUGGCGAAACCUACUCCAGCGAGUGCGCCAUGGAAGCAACAGGCAUUCAGAAAGGCAUCAAGCUCAGGAAGAUCCACGCAGGACGAUGCAGAACACUGGAGGACUGUCAGGAGGAGUGUCUCUUCAACGCCGUGUGUCUCGUGGAACAGCUGAACGCCCGCUGCUCUUGCGAUCCCAUCGAGUGUGACGGCACCUACAAGCCUGUGUGCGGCAAAGACGGCAAAACCUACACCAACGACUGUAACCGACGCAAGGCGGAGUGUCACAGCAAAACCCUCAUCUCCAUCAAGCACCCAGGGCCCUGUGAUCUCAACAUGCCGAGCCCCUGCCUGGAUAAGGUGUGCGAUCACGGGGCGGUGUGCGUUGUCAAGAACAACGAGCCAGUGUGCGAGUGCCCUGAGGCCUGCCCGCAGACGUCCGACCCCGUGUGCGGAUCUGACGGCCACAGCUACGGCAGCCCCUGCGAGAUGCGGGCGAUGGGUUGCGCCCUGCAGAAGGCCAUUCACAUCCAACACAAAGGACCCUGUGAUGAAGCUUGUGCCAACUGCUCUUUUGGGGCAAUCUGCGAUGCUCAGAGCGGGGAGUGUGUGUGUGCAACGGAGUGUGUGGAGUCCCACCAGCCUGUGUGCGGCAGCGAUGGCAGCACCUACAACAGCGAGUGUGAGCUGCACGUGCGUGCCUGCAAACAACAGAUGGACCUGCGGGUGGUCAGCCAGGGAGAGUGCAAAACAUGCGGCAACACUGUGUGUGCCUGGGGUGCCCGGUGUGUCCAGAAUAAGUGUGAGUGCCCACAGUGCUCGCACGAGGCCUUCUCCCCGGUGUGCGGCAGCGAUGGCACCACCUACAACAGCGAGUGUGAUCUCCGCACGUCCUCCUGCAUGCAGAAGAGGAGAAUUGAUGUGGCGAAGCCCGGCAGCUGCGAUGAAGACUGCGGCUCAGGAGGGUCAGGCUCAGGAGUGGAGAGCUGCGAACAGGACCGCUGUCGCACGUUUGGAGGAGCCUGGGAUGAGGACGCAGAGGACGAUCGUUGUGUCUGUGACUUCAGCUGCCAGAGCGUGCCACACAACCCGGUUUGUGGCUCAGAUGGAAAAACCUACAGCAACGAGUGCGAGCUGAAGAAGGCCAGAUGUGAGAAACAAGAGCACUUGUUGAUUCAGAAUCAGGGACCCUGUGCAGCGAUUUCAGCCACAUCUCCGCCUGAGCUGACAGCACCCCAGCACUGCAGUCUGUCUGUGUACGGCUGCUGCCACGACAACGUGACGGCUGCCUUAGGAGUCGGGCUGGCUGGAUGCCCCAGUACCUGUCAGUGUAAUGUCUACGGCUCCUACAAAGGAACGUGUGAUCCUGCCAGCGGCCAGUGCUCCUGUAAGCCCGGUGUCGGGGGGCAGAAGUGUGACCGCUGCGAGCCGGGCUUCUGGAACUUCCGUGGCAUCGUGACAGAAAACAUGAGCGGCUGCACGCCGUGUGGCUGCGACGCCACAGGCUCAGUGCGGGACGACUGCGAGCAGAUGUCAGGUCUGUGUUCCUGCAAGACGGGAGUGAAGGGCAUGAAGUGCAACGUGUGUCCAGAUGGAAGCAAGAUGGGCAUGAACGGCUGCGACCAAGGUCCUGAGGCCCCGACAUCAUGUGAAGAGUUAGUGUGCUCUUUCGGAGCUACUUGCAUCGAGGUGAACGACCAAGCCCACUGCGAAUGCCCCUCACCUGACUGUGAUGAGAAAAACAAAACUAAGGUGUGUGGCUCAGAUGGGGUGACCUAUGCCGACCAGUGCCAGCUGAGGACCAUAGCUUGUAGGCAGGACAAGGACAUCACAGUGCAACACUUUGGACAGUGCACAGAAACCAUCUCUGAGCCGGCAGACCGGCCCACCCACAACCCCCCAGCCACCACCCCCAGCUCAACCGCUGCCGCCACCAUCACCACCACUGCCCCCCUUUCCCCUAACAUCGUGUGGGCCAUCCCGCCUCCGAGGACAGAAGAGCCAGAGACCACUGAGCAGCUCACCACUCCCUUUUCCACUCUCACCCACAAACGAGCAAACCACCCCAUCCACAUCCAGCCUCAGGCCGCCACCACCCCCCCUCGCAGCAGCCCCAAUCCAUCCGCCGCAGCCGUCACCUCCUCCUUUGAGGGUUCGGGCAGCGGGGAUCCGAGCGGGGACGACCAAACCGAAGAAGAGGAGGAGCAGGAGCAGGACGAAGAACCAGGUAGCGGCGUCCCAACGGAGGCCAGUGGGGCCGAGGAGCCUGUCGGUCCCACGUUGGCAAGCACCACCGUAUCCACAGCUGAGGGUACCCACAGGUCGUCCUGUGACAACUCCGAGUUCGGCUGCUGCCCCGAUGACAGGACACCGUCCAGCAGUCCAGACGGCGCCAACUGCCCCUCCACCAUGAGGUUCAACGGUUACCUGAACUUGCAGCAGGUGGAGGGCCAGGAGAUCUUCUACACCCCCGAGAUGGAGGACCCCAAGUCGGAGCUGUUUGGAGAGACGGCCCGCAGCAUCGAGAGCGCUUUCAAUGAGUUGUUCAGGAAGUCAGAUGUGCGCAGAGACUUUUUGAGUGUUCGUGUCCGGAACCUGGCGCCCAGCAAAUCUAUCCUGGCCUUUGUGGAGGCCCACUUCAAACCAGAUACAAGAUUCACGGUGACGGACAUCGAAGGAGCGUUGCUGAAACAGCUGAAGGCCUCUAAAGACACGAGCAUCGCUGUGAAGAAGCCAGAGGAAGAGAAUAUUCGCUUCACCAAUUAUGGCCUCUCCACCUCAUUCACCCCCAUCUUCACCACCACGACCACCACCACUACGUCAGUCACCACAGCAGCUCCCACCACAGCAGCUCCCACCACCACCAGGCUCCCGCCUUCAACCACAUCAACCUCCCCGUACUUCACACGCCGCCCGCCAGGCACUACUCGCAGGCCUUACAACGGCAGACGUACCACCACCACCUCAAUGCCGGUAACCACACCGCUACCCACUACCACCACCACGGCAGCUGUCACCACCACCACACUGCCUCCGUCCACCACUGUAGCCCAUGUUAGAGGCAAGCCGCACCACAAGGCCCAGAAGCCUUGCAGCUCUCACCCCUGCCUGCACGGGGGCACCUGCGAGGACGAUGGAAAUGACUUCAGCUGCAAGUGUCCCGCCGGCCGAGGAGGCUCCGUAUGUGAGAAGGUAAUCAGGUACUUCAUCCCGUCAUUCGGAGGCCAAUCGUACCUGGCGUUCCAAACCAUGAGUGCCUACCACACGGUCCGCAUCGCUAUGGAGUUCAGAGCGUCCGAGAUGACCGGCCUCCUGCUCUACAACGGCCAGGAGGGCAAGAAGGACUUCAUCUCCCUGGCUCUGGUUAACGGCAAGGUGGAGCUCAGGUUCAACACAGGUUCAGGCACUGGCACAGUAGUCAGCAAAGUACAAGUCAAUCAGGGCCGCUGGCAUCAGUUGGUGGUGACUCGCAACCGGCGUAACGCCAUGCUCAGCGUGGACAACGAGCCGCACAUCGAGGGCGAGAGUCCACGCGGCACAGACGGCCUCAACCUCGACACCAACCUGUUCAUUGGAGGAGUGCUUGAAGACAUGAAGCAGGAUGUGAGAGAAAGGACCGGGGUGGCCACAGGUCUGGUGGGCUGCAUCCGCCUGCUGGAUGUCAACAACCGGGUGCUCAACCUGCAGGAGAACGGCGGUGACAGUCUGUACGGCAGCGGCGUGGGCGAAUGUGGCAACAACCCGUGCCAGCCAAAUCCCUGCAAGAACGGCGCCGCGUGCCAGGUCAAGGAGGCAGAGAUGUUCCAUUGCAAGUGCAGCAAAGGAUUCUGGGGUCCAACUUGUGCUGAUGUCCAUGACCCAUGCGAGCCCAACAGGUGCCACGCAUCGUCCCAGUGCCAGGCGCAGCCCGAGGGAGGCUACAAAUGCGAGUGUCCCAUGGGACGAGAAGGGAGACACUGUGAGAAAGUGGCUGAGAGGAGAGGGACUUACAUGCCGCUUUUCAACGGAGACUCUUACCUGGAGCUGAAGGGGCUCCAUCUCUAUGGACAUGAUCUGCGUCAAAAGGUCAGUAUGACCGUGAUGCUCAUGGCCAAUGACUCCAACGGUUUGAUCUUCUACAACGGACAGAAAUCGGACGGAAAAGGAGACUUCAUCUCUCUGUCCCUCAAUAAUGGCAUCCUGGAGUUCCGCUACGACCUGGGGAAGGGACCCGCUACCAUCAGGAGCAAGGAACCAAUCCAGCUGAACGUGUGGAACACCAUCAAUCUGGAGCGCUCCAACCGCAAAGGAGAGAUCAUGGUGAACAAAAAGGACCCGGUCCGAGGAGAGGCACCGAACCUGCACGUAGAUCUUAACCUGAAAGAGUCUCUUUUUGUCGGCGGAGCUCCCGAUUACAGCCGACUAGCAAGAGUGGCCGCGCUCACCGAGGGCUUCAAGGGAACAAUCCAAAAGAUCAUUCUGAUGGGUACCCCCAUCCUCAGAGAGGAGAACGCCCUGAGCUCCAGCAACAUCGCCAUGUUCCAGGAGCACCCGUGUUCCCAGGAGCCCUGCCACAAUGGGGGCCGCUGCAACCCCACGCUGGACAACUAUGAGUGUGUUUGCCUCAACGGUUUCUCAGGGGGACACUGUCAGAACACCAUCUACGAGAAGUCUGCCGGAGAGACCGAGGCCAUUGCCUUUGACGGGCGGACCUUCAUCGAGUACCACAACGCUGUUACAAAGAGCCAACUGACCAAUGAGAUCCCAGAUCCUGAGUCUCUGGAGAACCCAUCUGACCAGAGUGAGAAGGCUCUGCUGGUGAACAAAUUUGAGCUGAGCAUCCGCACGGAGGCGACCCAGGGCCUGGUGCUGUGGAGCGGGAAGGGCGUGGAGCGCUCUGACUACAUCGCCCUGGCCAUCGUGGACGGACACGUCCAGAUGACGUACGACUUGGGCUCCAAGCCCGUGGUGCUGCGCUCCUCGGUGCGUGUCGACACCAACCGCUGGAUACGCAUCAAGGCCAGCAGAGCACUUAGAGACGGCUCUCUACAGGUUGGCAAUGAGGCAGCGGUAACAGGGUCAUCGCCUUUGGCAGCAACGCAGCUGGACACAGACGGAGCACUGUGGUUGGGUGGUCUGGAGGAGCUGGCGGUGGCCCGUCGGUUGCCCAAGGCCUACAGCACCGGCUUCGUGGGCUGCAUCAAGGACGUGGUGGUGGACGGCAUGGACCUCCACCUGGUGGAAGAUGCCUUAAACAGCCCCAAAAUACUACACUGUUCCGCCGCCAAAUAACCCAGCAGAGACAAAAUAUUGAGGAAAAACCGAGAAAAAAAAAAAAAAGAAACCCUCCCACUCGCUCCCUCCAUAGCGCCCAUGUCUCCUGCUGUAAUUAUUUUCUAUUUUUGUAUACUUUUCAUCGCUUUUUAUAUGGAAAGAGAAUGAAUAUGUUGUUUUAAUUUUUGUUUCAUAUAUUUUGUUCUUUUUUUUUUUUUUUUAUCUGCACCUCCAUAAACAGAACACACUUUCUUUUUCUUUACAGCCCCUGGCCCCUUCAUCUUUUCCACACAAAAAAAAGCAGGCAUCUCUGUGAAAAAGAGAUAUUUUUAUUAUUGUCAGUUUUGUUGUUUUAAAACAAACGCCAACUUUAGAGAAAAGAGAAAAAAAAAGCCUGCUCCUUUUUUCCCUCGCUCAUUACUUGAAAACUGGUGGACCUCGGUGACGAUCUCUGGUUACUGCCUUGUCUUGGUGCCAUAUCUAUCGUCCACAUUCCCCAAGCAUGGCGUAUAUAUCCAUGAGUACAUAGACAUACAUUCCCCCUCGUGAGAGCUGGACGCAGUGAACGCUGUGACUCUUUGAUGCUGCAGCCAGCUGGCGUCUCCACUCAAGAAACUCUGUAAUCAGCCCCGGUAGCCCACUGUAUUUUCCUAAUGGGACUUUUCAGAUAUCAGUCAAAGCUGCUACAGUGAGAAAGUACACAGUCGAAAACCACUCCAUCAACCCCCCAUCUCACAGCGCCAAAAAAAACACACAAAAAAAAAACUCUCCACUCAAUCUGAAUCCCAUCAGAGCCUUUAGUUUUGAAAUAUGACUCACUAACACUUGCAACAUGACGGAGAGAGCGCUGCGUUCCACGAUGACUCGCAUAUCAUUAGUCAUAAGUCAAGACGAAAUAAUAAAUGUUAUAAAUAUAGAGUAUAUAAAUAAUACCUGAGACUGUGAAUAUGUAAGAUGGGAUCUCUUAGGAGAAUUGUGCUUCUCAUGUACUUAUUGUGCGUUCUGUUUUUCCAAUCCGCAGAUGAACUAAUGAUGACCACUAUAAAUGCAUGCACUUCUGCAGUGUUGGUUUUUUUGAAUCUGGUUUUUUGUUUGUUAUACUUUUAUUUUGGAAAAAAAAAAUCUAAUUUGGAAAAUGUCACUGUUUGGGGGUUUGUUUUUGUCUAUAAAAAGGUUCCUUUUAUUCUUUUAUUUCCACUGAUGUGAUUUCAGAAACUACAGAGCUCUGAAUAAUGUUUUAUAUUUGUUUAUUCCCUGCAUAUUUUUUUUGUUAUUAUUGUUUCUUGGGAGCAGUUAGUUUUGCAGGACAUUGAAUUGUGCAUAAAGGGGAAGAGUUGUUACCAUAUCUGACCUUAAGGAGGUGCUGAAAGCAAAGACUGAAGAAGAAAAAAGGACAGACAGAAAAGGAGGCGAGGAGAGAUCUUAUCAUGGGGAGAGCUACUACUCUUGGGAACGUCUCAUCAAACAGCAGUCAGCCGGCAACACAAACAAACAAAAACUCUACCUGAGACUUAAUUUCUUUUCAUAUUUGACAUAGGAGCAUUCCUGGAGGAGUCUUUUCUUCGGCUGUUGAGAGAAAGAAAGAAAGAAAGAGGAGAGACUGUGAUGUUGUUGUGACCUUUUGAAGCCAUAACAACAGCAAAAAUGGAAAAAGAUGCAUAAUCCUACAGUACUUGCAAAUUUAACAUAGUAACGCAUGGGUUUGUAUUACUAGUGCGAAUUCUGUAAUCCUUCAGUGAACUGAUGCAACGUGGAGUCGUCUUCGCUGAACCACAAUAAGCUGCGACGACUGAUUUAAGGACUCUUGUUUUGAUAUGAGAACUUUGGCAAUAUUCUGAGACAAAAUCAUGCCUGUUUGUGAUUGAGUAUCAAAUGGUCUUGUGCUACUUUUUUUCCCCCUUAAGUUCUUAAUUAUGUUUCUUUUUCCUUCUUAAAAUCAUCAAACGACCUGUUUUUGUACAGCCCUGCAAUUUUUAAGUGUAAAUUUAGCAAAAAUGUGUUAUCUGUGGAGGUUUAUGUUUUUAGUAAUAUACACUGGAACCAUGUCUGACUUGUCUGUUCGACCACACGAUGAUAUACUUAUGUACAUGGGGGAGGGACAGCCCUAAAGCUAUAAUUGUGUUGUGUGUAAUCAAGCUCUGAGUGUCCGCACCAGACCAGGAAAACCCCUAUCCUGGUGUCCAGAGACAUGUUUAAAAUUCCAGCACUCACUCUAUUAACCUUAGACUGGUCUUAUUUUACUACGCUGUUCUUUGAAUUUGAUCCAUUCAGGUGGUGACGCUUCAUAACGGAGACAUUCCUGUGUAUUUGGAUGGACUCGAGAACAAUAAAAGACAGUUGCAGUCUCUGGUUUGGGUGGAAACUAUUUGCCUUAAAAACUGGUCACCUGGACUCUGAGCAGGUGACAAAGACGUCAUCCAUAUAACUGUUUUCCUUAUUUUAGCCAGUGUAUUAGCCUCAUCCCCAUAAUGUAAAGGAGUAAUACAUAAUAAUAAUGAUAAUUAUAUUAGUAAUAAUGCUCAUACACAAAAGAAAAUCCCAGGGGGCCUCUGCAAAUGUCCCCUCUGGCUUUUUACAAAAAAUCUUCUAUUUACUGUUUUUUGAAUCUAUUUUCUGUUCCUUAUUUAUGUCUACAUGUGGAUGACCCUCCAUGUCUGGCCUCUGUAAACUACUGUCUGACUGCGCAAACCUCCUCAAAGGGCAGUGCACCGAGUAAGAGUGGCAUGACCUGAACAUUACUAACUUUAUGACCUUUGUCUUGUGUUCCUACCACCAUGAAAUAAAAUGUCAACCAAAUGGA
Centropristis striata (black sea bass) is the source of this 10934-nucleotide messenger RNA. RefSeq names its product agrin (gene agrn). Gene Ontology annotation, molecular function: calcium ion binding; laminin binding. The record is from RefSeq and is a predicted model, not a curated record. The transcript is spliced from 37 exons. Gene Ontology annotation, biological process: receptor clustering; G protein-coupled acetylcholine receptor signaling pathway; cell differentiation. NCBI's taxonomy places the organism in Eukaryota, Metazoa, Chordata, Actinopteri, Perciformes, Serranidae. The coding region runs from base 2135 to 8152 and encodes 2005 amino acids.